Molecule: messenger RNA, 2083 nt
Organism: Tachyglossus aculeatus (Australian echidna)
Lineage: Eukaryota; Metazoa; Chordata; Mammalia; Monotremata; Tachyglossidae
Product: amiloride-sensitive sodium channel subunit gamma-like
Exons: 13
Coding region: 119-2083 (654 amino acids)
Biological process (GO): sodium ion transmembrane transport
Cellular component (GO): membrane
Molecular function (GO): ligand-gated sodium channel activity
Source: RefSeq, a predicted model, not a curated record
UUUGAUCUAUAACACUCUCUAGGGUGACAACCUAGAUCGACCAAUUCCAGACCUGAAACUAACUGGUGUUUUACCAGCCCUAGACAGACUCCGACAUGAAUCCCUUACAGCUGCCAUCAUGGCACCCGGGGAGAAGAUCACUGCCAAAAUAAGGAAGAAUCUCCCCAUCAAAGGGCCUCAGGCCCCGACCAUCAAGGAGCUGAUGAAAUGGUACUGCCUCAACACCAACACCCAUGGCUGCCGCCGCAUCGUGGUGUCCCGGGGCCGCCUGCGCCGGUCUGUCUGGCUCCUGCUCACCCUGACGGCCGUAGGGCUGAUCGUCUGGCAGGGAGCCCUGAUCAUCCUCACCUCUCACGACAAUACGGUGUCUGUCCAGGUCUACUUCCAGAAGCUGGAUUUCCCUGCAGUCACCAUAUGCAAUAUCAACCCUUACAAAUACAGUACACAGAAAGCUCUUUUAGUCGACUUGGACACCUAUACCAUGGACCUACUGAAGAAACUUUAUGGAUUUUCAAAAACCAGAUUGAAGGUUCUACAGGGAGGUAACUUGGAUACCAUCAAGAAAAGGCUAAGAAAGAAAUUCACCGACUUCCUCCCUCUGCUCAUUUUCCAAAACAAUGACCCCAGUAAGGUGGCCACUGAGAUCCUCACUGGAAGAAGAUGGAAAAUCAAAGGAGACAUUGUCCAGGCUUCUCCCACAACUGCCUCCUUGCAGCCCCACAAGGAUAUGGUGGGAUUCCAGCUGUGUGCUAAUGAUGACCCCACCAGCUGUACUAUCUACGCUUUCAAUUCUGGAAUAGAUGCCAUUCAGGAAUGGUACAAGCUUCACUUCUUGACUAUCAUGGCCCAAGUGCCCCUCGAGGAGAAGAUCAGAAUGAGCUAUUCCAUUGAGGAGUUUCUGGUCACCUGCUUCUUUGAUGGGCUCCCUUGUGACUCCAGACACUUCACUCUAUUCCAUCACCCGGAGUAUGGAAACUGCUACACUUUCAACAGUGGAAAAGAGGAGCCUGUUCUUAGUACUUCCUUGGGAGGCAGUGAAUAUGGACUGCAAGCUAUCCUUUAUAUCGACAAAGAGGAAUAUAACCCCUUUCUGGUCUCAUCAUAUGGGGUCAAAGCUAUUGUCCAUCACCAAGAUGAAUACCCCUAUAUAGAGAAUAAAUGGACCGCAAUAGAGACAGGAAAGGCCACUUCCAUAGGGAUGCAUCUGGUUAAAUUGGAGAAGAGCCAACAACCACACAACAAGUGUACUGUGGAUGGAAGUGAUGUGCCUGUGAUGAACCUCUUCAAUGCAAACUACUCCAAAGAGAUCUGCUUUCACUCAUGCUUCCAGAUGCAGAUGGUGGAGAAAUGUCACUGUGCCCUUUCCUCUCAGCCAUUGCCUCCUGCUGCAAAGUACUGUAACUUUGACCAACACCCCCAAUGGAUGAAGUGCUACUACAAACUGCACCAGAAGUUUGUUAAAGAAGAGCUGGAAUGUCAGAAGAUUUGCAAAGAGGAAUGUGGGUCUAGUGAGUGGGAACUAAAUAUCAAUCUGGCCCAGUGGCCGUCAGAUGUUUCUGAGAAGUGGAUGCUGCCUGUUCUGACUUGGGACAAGGGCCUCGGACCCAACCAAACAUUAAACAAGAGAGAUUUUGCCAACUUGAAUAUAUUUUACAAAAACCUGUUCCAGAGAAUCAACUUGGAGAAACCUUCUACCAGUAUUUCUGACCUGAUAUCCAAUCUCGGAGGCCAAAUGGGUCUGUGGCUGAGCUGCUCCAUCGUGUGCGUGGUGGAGAUCAUCGAGGUCUUGUUGGUCGACGUGAUCUGGGUCCUAGUGAGGUGCUGCUGGAGCCGACAGAAGGUCAGGCAGGUCUGGGCUCCUUCAGAGCCUCCCCGGGAAGAUGAGGCCAACAGUCCCGUGCCCAUUUUUGACGACGGCUUGCCCACCUUCAAUGCGGCCCUCAGGCUGCCCCUGCCUGUCAGCUCCCGGCCGGCGACCCCUCCCCCCAUGUACGACUCCCUGCAGAUAGAGGAGCCCCACCCCGGGCUGGCCGGAGACCCUUCAGGGGCAGAGGAAGAGGAAGAUGGCCAGAAGAGGAAAUGA